CGCUGUCUGCUUUGGCAUGAUAAGUGUUUGUGGGGCUGGGAGUCCUGGCAUUGCCGCCCUAGAAGCCAGACUCUCCGGCCACGAGCGACGUGAACGCGCAGUAGGUCCGCUACUGAGCCCCGGACAGACGCAGAUAGACGCGGUGCUGAGAAGCGCAACUUCGAGAUAAAUCACCGAAAAAUAUAAAAAGCACAAUGAGAUCGCUGUUGGCGCUACUCUUAAUGGGAAUUUCGAGCAUAUCUGUCACUGUGGAGUCAGAUACGACAUCUACACAGACGGGUUCUCCUACCCCAAGUCAUGCAGAUUCUCCAACAUCAGGGCCUGCAUCUACUAUACCAACGAGCAUAAUCAGCACGACAAUAGGCCAGAUAACAAACCUCACCCAGAGCCUGUCAACAACAGCAGUUGUGCAGCAAAUAAGUAUCCAGAUGACAGCAGCAUCUAAGACAGCACCAAUUACCAGCACAACAGAGGCAUCUACCAAGCCUAUGGCGUCAGAGCAACCAGCAACCAGCAACCAGUCAUCACUUCCAACAAUGUCAACUACCGAGUCUAAGUCAUCACUUCCAACAAUGUCAACUAUCGAGUCUAAGUCAUCACUUCCAACAAUGUCAACUACCGAGUCUAAGUCAUCACUUCCAACAUCAGCUACCAAGUCUAUGACACCAGUUGCAUCAAUGACAGUUAACAUGACUCAGCUAACAAAUAAACUAACGACCACUACCGAGUCCAAGACAUCACUUCAACCAACGACCACUACCGAGUCCAAGACAUCACUUCAACCAAUGACCACCAUCGAGUCCAAGACAUCACUUCAACCAACGACCACUACCGAGUCCAAGACAUCACUUCAACCAAUGACCACCAUCGAGUCCAAGACAUCACUUCAACCAACGACCACUACCGAGUCCAAGACAUCACUUCAACCAAUGACCACCAUCGAGUCCAAGACA
Molecule: messenger RNA, 953 nt
Organism: Paramormyrops kingsleyae
Lineage: Eukaryota; Metazoa; Chordata; Actinopteri; Osteoglossiformes; Mormyridae
Source: RefSeq, a predicted model, not a curated record